AUGCAGUUCUUAAGCAAAGACAUGAUACGAUUCAGCCAACACCCCUCGACCAGGACUGAGUUCUCGAAACCAGGCAGUGUGGCAGUCUCUAAGAUGAUCAGCUGUCCAUUUGUGAUCGAGAGCUCCGCUGCAUCUACAAAUGACAGUCUCUCGGCGGAGAGGUUUGACUCAGCUCAACCUUCGGUCUCGGAAUACGACGUACACCAGCCUGGAGCCUUGGAGUCAGACAAAGCCGAUGCCAAAAGGAAUGAGAGUGGUUUGACUGCACACUGGCUCCCCAAACAUUCCAUUCCGGCCUCCAUCAAUGUCGAUGCAUUUGCUCUACACCUACCAGACACUACCGCACCCGUCACCGUUGGGAACGCUCCUGCACUCGAUAUCGCUCCACUCUCAAAGGAGCAUUUUCUCGCCUUCCCGAUGCCGAAAGAUUUACCUGCUGCCAAAAGCUACAGCUGGACAAUAGAGACCGCAACGAAGGAAGUCAAGACUCUUCGCAAAGCGUUUCCGCAGGUGUAUGAUGCGAAUCAUUUACUUGCAAUGUGCGCAUGGUUUCAUCUCUUCUGCUUCUUUGACGAUGUGACCGAGAAGAUGCCCGCAAAAGAGGCGAGGAUGGCCAUGAAACAAUGUAUGCACCUCCUGGAAGUGUCCUGCCAAACCAAAGCGAGCCCGCGAAAGCUCACUCCUGUCCUUGGUCCAUUACAACGUGCCAAGGUCCAAUACUUGUUAUGGUCGUCCAGUCGCUCCCCAUCUGGUGGUCUCGCGGCCGGUGUCACGUAUUUGUUCGUCCAGCAGGCCCAGCGUUUGCUUGGAGCGGAGGCACUGCAGAGGGUGGCUCGAAAAAUCCUCGACAUUUUCAGGGGAUACCAUUGUGAAAUUUCAUGCAGAGAAAACAUCGAUAACCUCACCGUGGACGAAUACUCACAGUCACGGGCAGCGACGAUGGGCUUGUCGCCUUUCAUGGAGAUUCUUCGAGACUGUUUUUUCACUGCACAGGAAACACAAUUGGCUGAACAGGCCUCGUACGCUCUAGAGACUUAUGUCACCUCGGCCGUUGGGAUUCAGAACGAUCUCGUGGGUCUGGCGAACGAUCAUACGAAUGGAGACCAGAUGAACUACAUCUUGCUUCGAGCAGAGCGAGAGUCACUAAGUAUAGGACAGGCAUUGGUAGCGGCAAUAGAAUUGCACAACACAAUCGUGCUGCAGGCAGCGGAGGAGAGGCGAAAGAUUGGGCGAGCAUUGCCUGAUGGCUGGCAAGGAACCGGCAACAUGCGAAUCUACGCGGAUUGCAUGGUCGGAUUCAUGACGACSCACUUCUUGUGGGCAUCGAGCGCGAAGCGCUAUGUUCCUGGUUGUGAGUCUCCAACAUGA
Messenger RNA from Ramularia collo-cygni, 1368 nucleotides. RefSeq lists its product as uncharacterized. The record is from RefSeq and is a predicted model, not a curated record. Lineage: Eukaryota; Fungi; Ascomycota; Dothideomycetes; Mycosphaerellales; Mycosphaerellaceae. The transcript has a single exon. Bases 1 to 1368 code for a protein of 455 amino acids.